Pyrus x bretschneideri (Chinese white pear) is the source of this 1015-nucleotide messenger RNA. RefSeq lists its product as uncharacterized. The transcript is spliced from 3 exons. The record is from RefSeq and is a predicted model, not a curated record. NCBI's taxonomy places the organism in Eukaryota, Viridiplantae, Streptophyta, Magnoliopsida, Rosales, Rosaceae. Bases 466 to 822 code for a protein of 118 amino acids.
GGUGGCAACUGAAAGCUGAGACUCAGAGGAAUAAACUUUGAGAACUGGCGAGUGCACUACAGUGGACAAAAUCCAAGGCGCACGAGCAUCUGUAAACCGUUGAUUGACUUGUAAGAAUGAGUGAUUGAUUGUUCGGUUGUGUGAAUGUGUGUGGCCGAUGCUGGGAAACCUCUGCCGCAGAGUGCGUUGUUAUCUCAAUCACAUCGCGGAAACAGGAAAAGAUAGAAUCUGAGACAGAUUGGAAUCGAUUCCUACGUUGCUCUUUUUGUCGAGUCUACGGUAGCUUUUCUUGCACAUCGCAGCAGAAAAAAGCAUCUACAACACAAAAGAUGACAAUCUUAAUUGACAAGGAUAUAUGUAUGUAAACCUUGAAGAAGAGGAAGGAAUAAAAACUCUUAAAACCCCAAAACCUAUCAACAAUAUUGCAUAGGAAGUUCAAACUCCGGAGAUAGAACAUAAGACAUCAUGAGCAGUACCAACAAUGCCUAUUCUCCUCCUCUUCCUCUUCCUCAUCCUCGUGUAACCUACCAUGAGCCGCUUGACUUCUUCUUCGGGAUUUUUGAGGACGAUGAUGGUGAAUGGGCUUUUGGGAACCCUGUUGCUCCCCUGCAUGAUAAUUUUCAAGACACUCAAGUUACCAGAACGGGUGCGUCGGAUUCAAGGCGACCAUUUGAGGGAACGCUAGCACUUGCAAGACCUCCAGGCUUAGCAGGUUCAGCAGUAGCACCAAGUUCCCGAAUUCAUGUUCUGGUCCAUGAAAUGGCAAGACAGGCAGACCCUAGACAGAUGAUCGGCAGACAAUGGAAUGCGGCCCCCCCCUAGACUUGAAGCAGACUCCAGAUUGACCCGUAACGAGCAAAAGAUGGCAUUGCAGAAGCUGAAGAAAGAGAUAUACAAUCCUUUUCGGAGAAUAUCGCAGAGGGUGAACUUGUAUUACAGAGACACAGUUAUGAAUGAGAAGGAAAUGGAGACUGAUGAAAAUAGCAAGAGGUGUGCCAUUUGCUUGGAAGACUUU